AUGUGCGCGACAGACAACGCGGCCAGCAGCCCGCCUCGUGCUGUAGACGGGGGUCAAGGCAAUAUUGCCGUAGAGGAUCGUGAUAUUAUCGCUGCCGAGGAGGUCACGGAUGAUGACUCUUCGGCUACUGGCCAAAGUGUGGCUUCAUCUAGCACAAGUCUGUCUAGUUCGAUUCUCGACUACCGCUUAGAGAACGGUAGAACCUACCACAAGUACAAGGACGGCAAAUACUACGUUCCUAAUGAUGAGAGAGAGAAUGAUCGACUUGACUUGCAACACAACUUGUUCAUUCGGACAUUUGGCAACCGACUUGGCACUGCACCUCCCAAUGAGCCUGGGUCCAAAGUCGGACGGGUUUUGGAUGUAGGCACAGGCACAGGAAUUUGGGCGAUUGAUUUCGGAGACGAACAUCCAGAGGCCGAGGUUCUCGGUAUCGACUUAUCUCCCGCUCAGCCAGAAUUUGUACCUCCGAAUGUGAGGUUUGAAAUCGACGACCUUGAGGAGCCUUGGACAUACUCACGUCCUUUCGACUACAUCCACAGCCGCAUGAUCACGUCCUGCGUCAAGGAUUGGAAGGCCUACUUUCAACAAAGCUUUGAUCAUCUCAACCCGGGUGGAUAUCUCGAAAUCCACGAGAUUGACGAAGCUGCUGUCAUCUUUGAGCGCCCUUUCGAAGACAUUAAGUCACUGGCUGGUAUUAUGGCUGAUGUUGGCUUCGAAGAUGUCCACUUGGAGAGAUAUAAGUGGCCCACGAAUACAUGGCCGAAAGACCGGAACUACAAAGAAAUCGGAGCGUGGACCUAUGAAAAUCUUGCUGUCAAUUGGGAAGGGUUCAUUAUGGCGCCUCUAACUCGCGCCCACAAUUGGACGAAGGAGGAAGUAAUGCUACUUGCUAUGGAAGCUCGUAAGGAUCUAGGCGACAGAAGCAUCCACGCCUACUUCACCAUAUGGGCGAUCCACGGUCGAAAGCCAUUGAUAGCUAAGUCGACUGAAGAAGCAACUGCGAGUUGA
Molecule: messenger RNA, 1011 nt
Organism: Colletotrichum abscissum
Lineage: Eukaryota; Fungi; Ascomycota; Sordariomycetes; Glomerellales; Glomerellaceae
Exons: 10
Coding region: 1-1011 (336 amino acids)
Molecular function (GO): methyltransferase activity
Source: RefSeq, a predicted model, not a curated record